AUGUCUUCAGUUCCCACGCAAUGUCUAUGCGUUUGGAUUACGUUUAAUACGAGACUUAAUGUCACCGUCUGUUCAAUCAGUCACUUCGUGUUGCCAUCAAUUGUCCAAACGUUUGAAUUGGACUCUGAGUUGGGAUUCCGAUAUCCCGGUACUGACCGACUGUUUCACACAAACAACUCCGAUAGUCGACACAUAUGUCCGAUGAAUGACUUUAAUAUAUUCUCCAAAAUAUUCAUUGUUUGGCUCAAAGACAUCCUAAAACACGGCUACAAAACAAACACUGAUUUGAGUCAACAUUUGCUUCCGAUUUGUGAUUACAUUAAAUCCAAGAAUGCUUACGAUUCGUACGAAUCAACGAACAGUUCAUACAAUUCAAAUCCAUUGGUCAAAGAAAUCAGAUUAUUGCCAAUGCUAUGGUGGACGGGUUGGGUGCCAUUCACAGUGUCGGCGCUCAUGGAGUUCGGUAACAUCGCCGCCCAAUUCAUUCAGCCCUACAUUCUGUCCAAACUUAUAGACUUCGUGUCGGAGUCCGACCAUCUGUGGCACGGAUUGUGUUACGCAAUGGCCUACUGUUUCUCUAACCUAUUGGCCCGACUAUUUGACGCCCACUCCUAUCUGUUCAUAAGUCUGGCCUAUUAUAGGGUGAAGUCGUCCCUCAUAACAGCUCUCUAUAGAAAAAUGCUUAAACUAAGUGCCAGUUCUCGUAGGGAAUACACAACCGGUGAAAUCAAUAACAUAAUGGGUGUCGAUAUCGGAGAGGUCUGUGAUUUACUCCAUUCAAUGACAACAUUGUAUUCAAUCCCCACAAGUCUUGGAAUCGGAGUCUAUAUUCUGUGGCAACAAUUGGGUCCGUCAUCACUGACUAUGUUUGGUGUUAUGCUAGUCGUGGGUCCGUUCACAACGUAUAUUAUGAAACGUAUCGAUGAUUUUCAAACCAAACAAAUGGAGCUCAAAGACAAACGUAUGGAACAAAUCAGUGAA
Molecule: messenger RNA, 981 nt
Organism: Oppiella nova
Lineage: Eukaryota; Metazoa; Arthropoda; Arachnida; Sarcoptiformes; Oppiidae
Source: the annotation of a GenBank genome assembly